AGUAGAAAUUAAAGAGAUUUAUUUUUAUCUUAUGGCACAUAUUUACAUUGUACUCUCUUUAGGUUGAUGUUGUUGAUUUCAACGGCAGCUUUUUGGCUCGUAUUAGAGAUCUUGCUGGUGCAAAUCCAAUCAUAUUAGUUGUGACUAAGGUGGAUCUUCUUCCAAAAGAGACAGAUUUUAAUUGUGUUGGUGAUUGGGUCGUUGAGGCUACAGCAAAAAAGAAGCUGAAUGUUUUGAGUGUUCAUUUAACAAGUUCAAAGUCAUUAGUUGGCAUUAGUGGAGUGCUGUCUGAAAUACAAAAGCAGAAGAAGGGAAGGGACGUUUACAUUCUGGGUUCAGCCAAUGUUGGAAAAUCUGCAUUCAUUAACGCCCUGUUAAAGACAAUGUCAAAUAAGGACCCAGUGGCUGCUGCUGCAAUAAGAUAUAAACCUAUUCAGUCUGCUGUUCCUGGAACUACUUUGGGUCCAAUACAGAUUGAUGCUUUCUUAGGUGCUGGUAAAAUGUAUGAUACACCUGGAGUCCAUCUCCAUCAUAGACAAGCUGCAGUGGUUCAUUCAGAAGAUCUACCUGCUCUUGCUCCUCAGAGUCGGCUUCGUGCCCGAGUAUUCCCAAACUCUCAGAUGGAUGUAGACAAACAAAUGGCAGAUCGAGUGAGAUCAAGCGGGUUGACGGGAUUCACCAUUUUCUGGGGAGGUCUUGUGCGAAUUGAUGUUCAGAAGGCUCUUCGUGAGACGCGUUUGAUGUUUUAUGGACCCAAUGCCGUGCAAGUUCACAUUGUUCCUACUGAAGAAGCGGACGAGUUUUACAAUAGGGAAGUGUGCGUUCUAUUGACCCCCCCUACAGGAAAAGAAAAGGCAGAAGCCUGGACGGGACUUGAAACAAAGCGUCACAUAAACUUGAAGUACACCAAUAUAGAAAGGCCUGCAUGUGAUGUAGCUGUAUCAGGUCUAGGAUGGAUUUCUGUUGAACCUGUUGACAUUACGUUGAAAUCAUCGGAUCAUAGCGUAGAAGAAGGUUUUGGGGAGUUAGAUUUUGUUGUGCAUGUUCCUAAGCCAGUUGAGAUAUUUGUUCGGUCACCAAUGCCCGUAGGGAAAGCUGGCGCCAAAUGGUACGAGUAUAGGGAGUUGACUGAAGCUGAAUGUGAAAUCAGGCCAAAAUGGUUUUUCUAAUGAGGUCUUCAUUAAGAUUGCCCGGCGCCGAAGUGUGUUUCUUUGUUGUUGUUUUUGUUUUUGUUUUUUUUAUUUAUCAAAUUACUCUCUGCGUUUGCUCUCCUUUUGCGGGUCUUGUGUCGUUGCACGAACGGGCUCCCUAGCGCCAGCUUGGGCGCAAAACAUGGACCGGAGCACGAGAAUUGGAAUGUAAUGCCUAAAGUUUGAAUUUUACCAUUUGAUUGACUGGUUGCAAUGUGAGAAAAAAGAUCAAAGAUCAAACAACAAUAAAAAAUAGUGCUUGUAUAAAGAGUAUAUAAGGAG
Cuscuta campestris is the source of this 1472-nucleotide messenger RNA. NCBI's taxonomy places the organism in Eukaryota, Viridiplantae, Streptophyta, Magnoliopsida, Solanales, Convolvulaceae. The record is from the annotation of a GenBank genome assembly.